Messenger RNA from Dendrobium catenatum, 1205 nucleotides. Its product is annotated as WD repeat-containing protein DWA2. The transcript is spliced from 10 exons. Gene Ontology annotation, molecular function: protein binding. Lineage: Eukaryota; Viridiplantae; Streptophyta; Magnoliopsida; Asparagales; Orchidaceae. Gene Ontology annotation, biological process: protein ubiquitination. The record is from RefSeq and is a predicted model, not a curated record. Bases 87 to 1205 code for a protein of 372 amino acids.
CGCAAAUAUGGCCGCAUAAAAUUAUACAACCGGACGGUGCUCCAAAGGAAGCUCUGCAGAGGUCGUCAGCUAGGGCGGGAACAAAAAUGCAGGGCGGUAUUGUCUAUGGAGGGCUCAAAUACCAGGCUAGAUGCAUCGCCGACGUGAGCGCCGAUACUGACAAUACAAGUUUCCUUGCUGGAACCGUAACCCUCAAAGAAGAAAAUGAGGUGCAUUUCAUCCGACUUUCUCCCUAUGGAACGGAGCUCGUCUGCGAGGGAUUAUUCUACCACCCUAGCGAGAUUUGGGAUCUCAAGUCUUGUCCCUUUGACUCGAGGAUUUUCUCCACGGUCUUCACUUCUGGUGAAACAUACGGCGCAUCUAUUUGGGAGAUCCCAGAAUUGUACGGUCAAUCAAAUGCCCCACAACUAGAGGAACUUGUUUCUCUCAAGGAGCAUGCAUCGAAGCUCAAAUGUAUUCUUUGGUGGCCACGGGGGAGGCACGAUAAAGUGAUUAGCAUUGAUGAGGGAAAUCUUUUCUUAUGGAGCAUAGAUUCUUCUAGUAAAACAGCCAAGGUGUGCAUGGAAUAUUUGGAUCCACUAAAUGUACUUGGUGGUGAAGUUUUUUUUUGGGUUACUUUUUUAGUGGCUGCUGGGAACUUGGGACAGCAAAGUGUGGUCUUCCGGAGCGCUGGACAGCAAGAUAUUCUUGUUGGAAUAAGGGGACAACAAGCAAAACUUCAGGACAGCAGCAGUUUUGACCUUCGACAGGACCUGGACAGCAACCAAACAACAGGAGCAGCAAAUUUGGAUGUGUGGCAGGCUCUGGACAGCAGGUCCACAAGCUUCCAAUCCUGGACUGUAACUCAGUUCAGGGGAAAACAAAUUUUGGCUGAUUCAUUGAAGGGAAUUGAUGUCUUCCUCACAUUGAUUUCAUGGUACCAACAAAAUUGUCCAUGCUUCUUUCUUAGGAAGGCAAAUUCAAUUGAGAAUGCACAUUUCAGAGACGUUGAUUAUAACCCCAAGAAGCAGCAUAUAAUUGUCACUGCAGAGGAUGAAUCAGGGAUUCGUAUUUGGGAUCUCCGAAAGCCCAAGUUUCCUAUGGCUGAGCUUCCUGGGCAUGUACAUUGGACAUGGGCUGUUCGCUACAACCCUGAGUAUGAUGAUCUUAUAUUGACUGCUGGAACAGACUCGGCUGUAAAUUUGUCGAUAAGGCUUUGGAUGUGA